CAAAGUGACAGAUUAUCUUUGAAAAACCAUCUAGUUUCACAUAAUUUUAUAUUUAAAGAUAUUUUUAGUUAUUUGAAUUUAUUAUUUAACAAUGUCGUACCCUAAAGGACAAAAUAUAAUGAAUGUUAAAGAAAUCAUCGAAUUCGCUUUCGGUGAUGUAGACGGAAAUGCGGUGAAUUUUAAACUUAUACAAACCGUACUUUUCUUAAUUGCUAGACAAUUAAGACUACUGGAGAGAAAAGUAGAGAUUGAAUUGGGACCCAUAACUUAUUUACCCUCAGACACAACCUUGGCAGUUACUGAAUACAAAUUACAUGCUGGCCAAAAGAAAAAAAAGAAAGCGAGAGACGAGGGCGAUAAAAGACCUGGCGCAGGAAAACGUGGCGCAAGCAUUAGCUCUGAUAGCGGCGGUGGUUAUGGUGGUGGUGGACCUGGUGGCGGUCCAGGUGGUGGCUACGGUGGACCCGGUGGUGGUCCUGGCGGUGGGUACGGAGGCCCUGGUGGUGGCCCUGGCGGAGGUUACGGUGGACCUGGUGGUGGUCCUGGCGGUGGUUAUGGAGGUCCUGGUGGUGGCCCUGGCGGAGGACCUGGUGGUGGUCCAGGUGGCGGCUACGGUGGACCCGGUGGUGGACCCGGUGGUGGUCCAGGUGGUGGCUACGGUGGACCCGGUGGUGGUCCUGGCGGUGGGUACGGAGGCCCUGGUGGUGGCCCUGGCGGAGGGCCUGGCGGUGGUCCAGGUGGUGGUUACGGUGGGCCCGGUGGUGGUCCUGGUGAAGGUUACGGAGGUCCUGGUGGUGGCCCUGGCGGUGGCUACGGAGGUCCUGGCGGGGGACCUGGCGGUGGACCUGGUGGUGGCCCUGGCGGUGGCCCUGGCGGUGGCUACGGAGGUACCGGCGGAGGACCCGGCGGUGGUCCAGGUGGUGGCUAUGGUGGACCCGGUGGUGGUCCUGGUGAAGGUUACGGAGGUCCUGGUGGUGGCCCUGGCGGCGGUCCAGGUGGUGGCUACGGUGGACCCGGUGGUGGUCCUGGUGGUGGUCCUGGCGGCGGUCCAGGUGGUGGCUACGGUGGACCCGGUGGUGGUCCUGGUGAAGGUUACGGAGGUCCUGGUGGUGGCCCUGGCGGCGGUCCAGGUGGUGGCUACGGUGGACCCGGUGGUGGUCCUGGUGGUGGCCCUGGCGGCGGUCCAGGUGGUGGCUACGGUGGACCCGGUGGUGGUCCUGGUGAAGGUUACGGUGGACCUGGUGGUGGCCCUGGCGGCGGUCCAGGUGGUGGCUACGGUGGACCCGGUGGUGGCCCAGGCGGAGGACCUGGUGGUGGCCCUGGCGGUGGCUACGGAGGUCCUGGUGGUAGCCCUGGCGGAGGUCCUGGUGGUGGUCCAGGUGGUGGCUAUGGUGGACCUGGCGGUGGUCCGGGCGGAGGACCUGGCGGGGCUGGACAAGCCUACGGUGGACCUGGCGGUGGUCCUGGCGGAGGAACUUCAUCAACAUAUCCGGAAAGAUCUUUGUCAGAGACUUCUAAAUACGGAACAUCAUAUUCAGAUAAAACCUCUAAAACCUCAAGCAAAACAACUAAAACUACGAGUGGAAAGCCUUCACGUACAAGUUCUUUACAAGAUCAACGCCAACAAGUGAGCAAAUCUAAGCCAAAAUUACAACCUGAUAUUCUGGACGCCAUAGAAACGCAGCGGGAAAAUGAGCUUCGUGUAAUUCAUCAGAGGGCCAACUCUUAUGAAGAACAAGCAAAAACACCUACACCUAUGGCUUCGAUCGGUUCUAUAGCUGAACAAUAUGAAAAACUGCUUGUUGUUGAAAGAGUACCGAGUACAGAAUCAAGGGGUGGAGAGUUGGUGCAAGGACAGCGACGUACUCCGCGGCUUUCCCUGGUAACUCAAGAACAGUUUGAAAAAAUGGCCCGGGCCGUCAAGGAGCUACAAAAUAGGCUUUUGUCAGCUAGCGCCCGAAAGUUUCCCGAACACGAAGAACUAAUACAAGAACUCCGAAAAGAUGCUUCACUCGCAGAUCCAAUGGUAGCCGUACAACUUUCUGCUCGACUAGAAGAGGCUGAAAGAAAACUUGGAAAGAUGCAGAAAGUGGUCAAUGAGUUAGCGAGUAAAAAAACAUUAGCUGUUCCAGGCAAACAAGCAAAAUCUGAUGCACCUACCGGACCCUAUAAUACUGACGCAUCAGAUUACGACCCUAAAACUGGCUUACGACGUGGAGCUCCUGGUGGCCCAGGAGGUAGACCUGGAGGUACUCCUGGUGGGCCCCAAUCUGGCCGAACUACCGCCGAUGGACCGUAUCCACCUGGUGGACUGACUGCGGCCGAUGAACUUGAAGCUGCUGAUACUUUCGGUCAUGACGUUACACGAAGGACCCCACCUAGUACUGCUACUAAAGGUGGUCGUAAAGCUACUAAACCAGGGACUCCUGCUAGUCCUUCCUUAAAAUCACAAGAAACUACCCGAAAAACAUUGUCUUCCUCUGGUGGUACUUUUUCUUCUAGCUUUAGUCCUUUGACCACCACCACUUCCCAUGCACCUGGUAAAUAUUUAGAACACUCAGAAAUAUCUCCUGAUACCGAAAUAACCGAACCGAGUCCGGAGGGUGAAGAAUAUGGCAGACAUGAUUACGUCACUUACUAUGAUUUGGAUUAUACAACAGGACAAUUAUAUAACAACCUAUUAAGUGCUUUAACACAAGCGAUUGCGCGUACCACCAAUAACGCUGAGAGUGCUUACAAACUAUCUAUGUACUUAGAUGCAAAAAUCGAAGCUGCGUUAGCUGCCUCUACUCGGAUGACCGAUUUGGAAGAGUUGGUCAAACAAUAUGCUGAUCAAAUAAAUGCACUUGAUACGGGUCUCUCCUCUCAGAUGACUAACUACCAAGAACAAAUAACGCAAAUGCAACACGAUUUAGAAACUGGAUUGGAGACUAUGGCAGAAUUAUUAGGCAACACUGGCGGGGAUACAGCAGCGGUGACAGAGCUGAAUUCUCACUUCAAUGUCCUGCAAGUGGAUUUAGACAAUAUGUUAAUUCGACAAAGAGAUUUGAAAGACUCACAAAAUUCUAUAGCUCUUGAUCUCGAAAAUUUAUGGAGAGAAAUAGAAAUCCUUCGGGAUACAAAAUCUGAUCGAGAGGAAGUAACAGAUGCGCUCCGUGAUAAAGCUGGCAUUGGAGAACUCAACGGGCUCGUUUCUUUACAACAAUUUGAUGCUGUACGAGGUGAAAUUGAAAAACGUAUAGGUGCAGCAUACGAUAAAUUUAAUAAUCAAGAAACUGUUUGGCAAAAAGCUAUAGACGAUCUUAUAAGGAUUCUAAACGAAAAAGCUGAUAUAAUUCAAGUAGAAUCUCUAAGAGAUGAAAUUGCUAGAUAUGUAAAUAAAAUGAAAGAGCGCAUACAAUUCAUACAAGAUAUUGUGGGAGAUCCAAAAAGUGCGAUGUUAUCUAAGAAACUAUUCCGCGACACCGCAUGUCUAUCUUGUGGUAGCCCAGCACACAUGGACCACGAAGAACCAAAUACCAUACCUGCUCUACCUAUAUUCCCCUCAGCCAGACAGCCAGGUGAAGGAGCUGAAGCGGAGUCGACAACUAAGGGAGGAGGGGAUCAUGGAAUCUGUUAUAAAGAUUUUGUCAUACCGCACCCGAGAGAUCCAAGGUCACACAUAUGUCAGCGGUACUGCGGUGGUUCUCACACUUUGGUUACCGAAGGCCCAAAUCGAGUUCCACCUGGCAUGCAAAUACAACAAGUUGUAAAUCCAACUAUAAAAAUGGACGAAGAACCUAUUGAAUUAAAAAUACCAUGUCUGCCAUGCAACAAAACAAAAGCGCCAUUGGAUCGAGAUAAAGAUUUUAAUACAAAUUGUGAAAUUGGAGACAUUUCCAUGACGACGCCGGAACACGACAUGGCAUCUUAACAUUGGAUCGCAUGGAAACUUUUUACUUUCUUUCAUUUAAUACAAUUAUUAUUCUUUCUUUUUCUUCUCUUUAUUAUUAUUCUAAAUAAAAUUGUUUUACAUAAUA
Spodoptera frugiperda (fall armyworm) is the source of this 4019-nucleotide messenger RNA. RefSeq names its product AT-rich interactive domain-containing protein 1B. Lineage: Eukaryota; Metazoa; Arthropoda; Insecta; Lepidoptera; Noctuidae. The coding region runs from base 92 to 3913 and encodes 1273 amino acids. The record is from RefSeq and is a predicted model, not a curated record. The transcript has 17 exons.